Messenger RNA from Rhinichthys klamathensis goyatoka, 2017 nucleotides. RefSeq names its product PRP4 pre-mRNA processing factor 4 homolog (yeast) (gene prpf4). Gene Ontology annotation, biological process: mRNA splicing, via spliceosome. NCBI's taxonomy places the organism in Eukaryota, Metazoa, Chordata, Actinopteri, Cypriniformes, Leuciscidae. Gene Ontology annotation, molecular function: U6 snRNA binding; U4 snRNA binding; protein binding. The record is from RefSeq and is a predicted model, not a curated record. Gene Ontology annotation, cellular component: U4/U6 x U5 tri-snRNP complex. The transcript has 14 exons. The coding region runs from base 150 to 1712 and encodes 520 amino acids.
CGGAUAUGACGGAAAUACUGUGCGCCGGAUAGCCCGCGUUGUCUGGUCGUGUUUGAAGACAGUACACAUUAGAUUUCAUAAAAACAAACUGUUUUUAAAGGACAAUAUUUGUGCGUUUGUGAAAGCAUAAAGGGUGAGUGAAGAGUUGGAUGUAUUCUGUGAUUGCCAGACAAAUAUUUGAAACAAUGUCGGAUGAAGACGAAGUUCCAAUUGUGAAAAGGGCCAGAAUCUUCUAUGGAAGCCUUGAAGAAAAGGAGAAGGAGCGUCUUAGUCGUCUUAGUCGUGAUGGAACAUCUACCAAAGAUGCUGUUAAAGCUGGCAUUGAUUCUGGACAUAUUAAUAUCUCCAGUGGUGAGUCCAUGGAGAUGGAGGAGCGCGUGAGUGAGCGUCAGGCUGAAGUGCUGGCAGAGUUUGAGCGCAGAAAAAGAGCCAGACAAAUCACAGUCUCCACUGAUGAUGUGGAGGUCAAGGCCUGCCUCCGAGCUCUUGGCGAGCCAAUCACGCUGUUCGGGGAGGGGCCUGCGGACAGACGGGAGAGAUUGAGGAACGUUCUUUCAGUAGUUGGUCCUGAUGCCUUGAAGAAAUCAAAGAAAGAGGAUGACAAAUCUAAACGCUCUCAAGAUGAGUAUCAGCAGACAUGGUACCAUGAAGGACCUUCAUCUCUGAAGGAGGCACGUCUUUGGUUAGCCAAGUAUUCACUGCCCAGAGCAGUGCAAAGGUUAGAUGAUGCAAGAGCCCAAAGAGAGAUUCCAGAGUCUACAAGAACAGUUAAACAACAAGAGCUUCACAAGAACCUCCGGAAUGUGAAUAACUUCUGCAGUCAAAUUGGUGAUGACCGUCCAAUAUCUCACUGCCAGUUUAGCCCCAACUCUAAGCUGCUUGUGACGGCAUCAUGGAGUGGCUUGUGUAAAUUGUGGAAAGUUCCAGAUUGUACGCUAAUUCGCACAUUAAGAGGUCACAUUACCAACGUGGGAGCGAUUAGCUUUCACCCUCAAGCCACACUCACACUUGAGGAGUCGGAUGUCAAUAUGGCCUCCUGUGCUGUCGAUGGAUCCGUUAAGCUGUGGAGUUUAGACAGUGAUGAGCCAAUAGCAGACAUUGAGGGGCACUCUAUGAGGGUGGCUCGGGUGGCCUGGCAUCCCUCUGGACGGUUUUUGGGCACAACUUGCUAUGAUAACUCAUGGAGACUUUGGGAUCUUGAGGUCCAAGAAGAAAUUCUGCAUCAGGAGGGUCACAGUAAAGGUGUCCAUGACCUGCACUUCCACCCAGACGGCUCUCUGGCAGGAACUGGUGGUUUGGAUUCAUUUGCCCGUGUCUGGGACCUUCGGACUGGUCGUUGCAUCAUGUUCCUGGAGGGCCACCUCAAAGAGAUCUACAGCCUCAAUUUCUCACCAAAUGGCUUUCAUGUGGCAACAGGAAGUGGCGAUAACACCUGUAAAGUGUGGGACCUUCGUCAAAGAAGGUGUAUAUACACAAUCCCUGCCCAUCAGAACCUCGUGUCCUCAGUCAAGUUCCAACCUAACGAUGGCCAUUAUUUGCUGACUGGUGCAUAUGACAACACAGCAAAAGUGUGGACCCAUCCUGGCUGGUCACCUCUGAAGACUCUGGCGGGGCAUGAGGGGAAGGUCAUGGGACUGGACCUUUCACCUGACGGACAGCUCAUUGCAACCUGCUCUUAUGACCGAACCUUCAAACUCUGGAUGGCAGAAUGAGAUUCUCUUCCUCUUGAUAUAUUUUCAUUUUACAUUUUAGUUAUACUGGCUUUUAUUUUUUACGUUUAUUUUUUUAAAGAGCUGGAAAACAACACAGGAAAUAUUUAAACUGGAAGCUGAUUGACCGUUUGGUUCAAUUCAUCAAAUCAUGAAUACAAACAAAUGUUUCCCAUAGUUUGAGUUGUGUUGUAACAAUCAUCUGUUAUUCUAUUGGAUUGUCUAAGAUCUGAAAUCCAGUCUGUCCAUUCUUCCAUCUUUAUCAUAUUAAAAGUAUGUCCAUACAUCCUCGUCCAUUUUGAACACAA